AAGCCGGGCAAUGCCUGAAAAGGCAGCGCGCCGCCGCGGACCCUUCCACUCCACACCUGCUCCACCCGCCGCUCGGACGUCCGACUUGGACCGGAACCCCCGUAAGCAUCUGCGUCAUGAGGCACACGGCGUGCCUGGGCGUGGCGGUGGCCGCCGCCGUCGCCGUGCUCUUCGCCGCGCACCCCUCGGACGCCAUGGACUACAUGGUGGUGGAGCACACAUCGCAGAGGGUGCUGGGCCCGGCGGUGAUGCACUCCAGCCCGUGCGGCGGCUCGCACGUGCAGGCCGUGUCCUACCCCCAGCACUCGUACGCCACCGCGGCCUCCUCCGCCCCCUGCAGCUGCGGGGGCUCCAAGGCCGACGGCACCUGCACCUGCGGCAAGAGCGCGCCCUCCUGCCCCUGCGGCGGCAGCAAGGCCGACGGCACCUGCACCUGCGGCAAGAAGACCUGCGCCUGCGGCGGCAGCAAGGAGGACGGCACCUGCACCUGCGGCAAGAAGAAGACCUGCGGCCGGAACAACCAGUCCGAGAUGAAGGACCUCGCCGAGGAGGGCAUCCACACCCUGUUCAAGGUGAUGCGCGGCGGCUUCAAGGUGGUGGAGCACCUGGCGGACCACAUCAACAAGAAGGCGCUGAUGAAGCCGUGCCCGCUGAAGAAGCCCUGUGGCUGCGGCGGCGGCUGCGGCGGCGGCUGCGGCGGAGGCUGCGGAGGUGGCUGUGGCGGUGGCUGCGGUGGCGGCUGCGGUGGCGGCUGCGGCGUCCCGGUGGUGCCCGUGGUGCCCGUGGUGGCGUGCGGCUGCGGCUGCCGUCGCUAGCGCGACUCCAGCGAUAGUACAAUCACGCCUCCAGCCGCUGCAUCGCGGCAUCGCGCGGUGCGUGGCACGACACUGCGUGCGCGGUGCGUGCGCCGGCCGUCCGAGAUACGCGGCCCCGCGGCACGCCUGCACGUCGGCGUCAAUCAGUAUGCCCAGGCACGCGGGGCGCACGCCGGGCCCAGAG
Thrips palmi is the source of this 999-nucleotide messenger RNA. Its product is annotated as keratin-associated protein 5-4-like. The transcript has 2 exons. Lineage: Eukaryota; Metazoa; Arthropoda; Insecta; Thysanoptera; Thripidae. The record is from RefSeq and is a predicted model, not a curated record. Bases 117 to 815 code for a protein of 232 amino acids.